Molecule: messenger RNA, 165 nt
Organism: Prunus armeniaca (apricot)
Lineage: Eukaryota; Viridiplantae; Streptophyta; Magnoliopsida; Rosales; Rosaceae
Source: the annotation of a GenBank genome assembly
AUGGGGGAGAAGAGACAGAGGGUGGAGGAUGGUGAUGUUGGUGGAUAUGUUGAAGAGAAGGAGGGGGAAAGAGAUCGAAGAGAGGGUGGUGAUGUUGGUGGCUGUCAAACAGAGGGUGUAGUGGCUAAGGUGAUAAGUGUUGCGCAGUCUCCCCUUCCUUAUUAG